Molecule: messenger RNA, 4476 nt
Organism: Prorocentrum cordatum
Lineage: Eukaryota; Dinophyceae; Prorocentrales; Prorocentraceae
Source: the annotation of a GenBank genome assembly
AACCUUCCCCUCUGGAUUGUCCUGUGGUUGGAGACCGCCCGCUUGGCCCAGGAGUAUCGGGGCCGCGAUCGGUGGGGCGAGCGCGAGGCCUGGCUCGUCUCAGCGCCACCUCCGCCGCCUCCGCCCGAGGCGCCUGCCGCGCCCGCUGGGCCCUUCGGCGUGGAGCCGAGCUGCCCGCUCGUGGAGCCGCUGGUGUGCCCGCGGCCCAAGGAGGAGCCGCUCGAGAGCCGCCUGAGCCUCGGCCCCUUCUGGUGGUGGGGCGGCCAGGUAGCGGGAGGCGCGCUGUGGCAGCUGUACCAGCCCUGGGCGAGCCGUUGCGGCCCCGUCGCGGCGGAGCAGGGCUUCUGGAAUAGAGGGGCCUUAGGCAGUCGCGUGAGGGUGUCGUAUUCAGACGACGACGUGGACCACGAGCGCUACUUGGCGUGGCCGUCCAGGCGAGUCGAGGACGGCAUUUGCCAGCAGGAGAGCGUCUGGUGGGUGCUGUCGCCCGACGAUGACUUGUGGCGGGAGCGGCUGGACGGCGGUGACCCUGAGCAUGGCCCGAGUGGGGCUGUCCCGAUGCCGUCGUCUGGCUAUCCCCACAUCGUUGGGCGACGGCUGUACCGCUUCAGAGCGCGACCAACGCUGGACCGCCUGGCGCAGCUUGCGAAAGGGUGCCGUGACAUCGAGUCCGCCCUGGGCCAGGAGCCGAGCGAUUGGCCGCAGUCCGCGAUGACGGAGACGGGGGAGAUGCAGGGCCUGGGCACGGUGAUGGGCGUGUCAGCUCGAGAGCUCCCAGCGCUUGGAGACAUCGGCGCCGAUGACGAGAUGAUCUGGAUGCUGAUGGAACCAGGCGGUGGCAAGGCGCUCGGGGAGGAGGUGAAGAUGUCAGGGAGCGACGUCAUGUUGGGAAGCCACGGUUUGAAGGUGUUCGGAACGGAGGUGUGUCGGGUGGCCCGCGUGAAGGUCUCGGACGCGCCUCGGUUUGCAGGAGAGCAGCUCACCCGUAUGCGUCGCGCCCUGGGGACUGAUACCCCACCAGGGGAGCUGGCAGACGAGGAUAGCGUCCAGAAGCACCCCGGGCUCGGAGAUCGAGUGGCGGAGGCCACUGCGGGUUCGGGCGAGGCUCGCGGAGGACACACCGUCGAGGACGCGAGAACGUUGGCGGUGGACUACGACGGCCACGGCGAGAGGCACAAGGGUCCCGUGUCGGUGGUCUACCUGGCUAAGGCGAUGCGCCGCAGCGGCGGAGACCCCAUGCGAUGGCUGGCCGAGUGGUCACGAGAACAUCGAGUGGAGCGCCAGGACCGCAUCUACCAUGAGCUCGAGGUCCUGUGCCACGCGUUGCUGUUGGCAGGGAGCUACGACCACCUGAACCUGGGAGGGCUCCGAUCGAUGGGGCGGCUGGCCAGGCGCAUCCAGGUGAUCACGGAUGCCCACUCAGUGCCUGGGGCGCCCGCGAACUGGCGCAUGGCUCGGUGCCUGACGGGCGAGACGGGGCCGAGUGACGCGGUGGCCCCUGAGCUGCGUAGCUUCGGAGCUAAGAAGGCGAAGGAGGACGCGGAGUUCUUGAGCGCUCGCGUCAGGGGCCUCACAGGGGCCGACCGUGCUCUACACGAUAAAGGAGGGCGUGAACGCCGACGGCUUCUACAUGUGAAAGUUUUGAACGAGGCCAUCUCGAGCCUCAACUGGCUGGCAGGUGCGAGUGUGGGUUCCUCCGCGCCUCUCCUGUCGGACACGCAGCUGGACGUCAUCAAGCGCAUCGAUGGGCAGGUGUAUGACAUCGCGCAGCCGAUGCGGGGCGAGCAGCUGCAGCCACCGUAUUCAGCCCUACGGGGCGAGCGCAUGCUGCGCGACCUUGAUGGCGCGACGGAGAUGCUGGCGCGGUGUAGCGAUUUUGUGAGGGACCUAGUGAAGCGCGGCCUGGUGUCCUUCAGCCGCACGGUCGUGGAGAUGGGGUUGUCAGCAUUCGAGCUCGAGGCGGUGGGCGGAGCGCGAGAUCACCUGGAGGCCGCCUACCUUGCUGCCAUAGAGGACGUGGAGUUCUCAGUGGGUGUGGCGGACGUGAAGGACGCGUUCCAUCGCACGCGGCUGCCAGCCUGGAUGAAGCUGCUGUUCGGCCUUCCCAGUCUCCGAGCCGGCGACGUCGGGAUCCACGGGAGCCGGCUGGACGGCGAGGCGCUGGGCUUCGACGACCUGGUCUACCCGAUCCCCGAGGCGCUGCCGAUGGGAUGCACGUGGAGCCUCUACCUGUGCCAGAGUGUGACGGAGCUUCGUUGCCAGCUUGCUCCCGCCAUCGCAGGGAGUGCGCCCUUGAGCGACCUGGGGGAGCCCCUGGUCUUGAAGAUCGUCUGCGGGACCGAGCAGGUGGAGCACUGCGUGUACGUGGACAACAUGGGCGUCCUGGGCCAGAACGGGGAGCGCGUCAGCAACAGCCUCGACGAGUUGGUGCGAGCUUUCGUGGCGGUCGGCCUCAAGGUCCACGGGCGAGAGGUCCGCAGCGACGGGAUCGAAGUGCUCGGGGUGGUGCUGGACGGCCAGAGGCUGCAGACGCGCCCGUCGCUGAAGCGGGUCUGGAGGGCGCGGCAGGCGCUCGUGGGAGUGCUGCGGAUGCGGGCGGUGCGCGGGCACGACCUCCGCGCGCUGCUGGGCCAUUGCACCUAUCUUGGGCUCGUUCGGCGGCCUGUGCUAUCAGUAUUCCAUGCAUGCUACCGCUUCGUUUCGAAAGUGCAGAAAGAGUGCGCGCCUCUCUGGAGGAGUUGUCGAGAGGAGCUCGAGGCUUUCAAAGGCCUGCUGCCCAUGAUCGUUUCUGACUGGUGGCUCCCAUGCAAUAGGUGGGUUCAGUGUUCGGAUGCCUCUGAGACUGGCUACGGGGUAUCUGGGAGCUACUGGGACCUCGAGUCUUUAAACGUCGUCGGGCGGUGUCGUGAGAGGAGGCGGUUCAGGACGGAAGAGGGUCAAGAGGCACGUCGAUCAGCUCUUACAGCGGCGGGUAUUGGGGAGUUCUUGGAGGCGAAAGUGGGGGAGGCGAAGCUGUGCGUGGACGAGGGUGAGAAGUGGCUGAUCGAGACCACGCUGCCCGAAGGGGAUUACGAGUUGGACCCCGACUUCUCAGAGGCGUUUUGGCUCGAGAUCGUUGUGAUGCUCUCGGGCCCCGCCUCCAGGAGUCGCCUGCUCCUGAGGUCGCAGCCGCCCAUCGAGCAGCCGCAGGAGCGGCGGGCGAGAGUCCUGACCCGCGAGGCGGCGAGGCCGCCUGCCUCAGCGGCGCUCCAGAACCAGAUCGGCGGCAAGCGGCCCGCCGAGGCUGCGAAGGGCCAGGCUACGCCGAGCCCGGAGGAAGCGGGCGCGGACGCGAGCUGCGACACCCGAAGACGCGCCACUGGAAAACGGGGACGAUCAGCCGUGCCGAGCUCGAGCGGCACUACCAGCGAAUCCGAGGCCGCCACCACUGCCAAGCGCCAGAGGACACUGGAGAGGCGGGUCAAGCGGCGACGUGCGGCAGUGUCACGGGCGAUCGAGGACGGAGUGCCGAUCGGACGCUACCUGGAGUCGAGCACGGCAACGCCGAAGGUACGAGCACAGUACCACAGAGCGUUAGAGCAGAUGAAAGACCGAUGUGGCCGCCAGGACUUGUUCGAGAUGCCGUCAGAGACGCUGGAUGUAUGUAUAGUGCACUAUUUCACGACCUUGUACCUAGAAGGGGAGCAGGCGUCCACGGGCAUGUAUGUGGCGGCGGCUGUGAACCAUUUCUCCCCGAAGUAUGGGAGGUUGGGGGCCAGUGCGCUACCCCGUAUGUGGAAGGCGCUCAAGGGCUGGAAGAUGCUCACCCCUGGCCGUGCCAGGAUGCCCGAGCCGCUCAGUAUAUGGUGUGCCCUCAUGCAUGGCCUGGUUCUGCGGAACCAGCGCAUGAUGGCAGUGUUCCUGGCGCUGGCAGUGUCGACCUACUUGCGCCCGUCUUCGCUCUUCCGACUCCGCCCUGGGGAUAUUGUCAAGCCUGGGGGUGGCAGCCGUUUCUGGGGACUGCUGAUGCACCCGCAGGAGAGGGCCACCCCCGACAAUGUGGGAGAGUUCGACCUGAGUGUGAAGCUGGACUCGUCAUGGCUGCUGUGGCUUGGGCCAGUGCUGGAGAAGCUGCAACGGCAGGACCCGACGAAGCCAGUGUGGCAGUUCGACUACCCGCAGCUGCUGCGGGAGAUGCGGUCAACUUGCGACACCCUGCAGCUGGGGCGGAUCACGCCCUACCAGGCCAGGCACUCUGGUGCGAGCAUAGAUCGCGCCAGCAACGAGCGGAGCCAGGCCGAGGUGCAGAGGCGCGGGGGCUGGCGGCAGCUCAAAAACAUGGCGAGGUACGAGAAGAGCGCGCGGCUCGGACAUCGCGCGCAGCAGCACACGGCGGUGAUGGUGGCGUACGGGGAGCAGUGCCUGCGCGAGCUGGAGCCCGCCUUGCUGUGGGGCCGUGCGGCGCCGCUGCCAGGCGGCAUCCAGCCCUUGCCCAGU